Molecule: messenger RNA, 1549 nt
Organism: Mytilinidion resinicola
Lineage: Eukaryota; Fungi; Ascomycota; Dothideomycetes; Mytilinidiales; Mytilinidiaceae
Product: rhamnogalacturonase A
Exons: 4
Coding region: 1-1332 (443 amino acids)
Biological process (GO): carbohydrate metabolic process
Molecular function (GO): polygalacturonase activity
Source: RefSeq, a predicted model, not a curated record
AUGCAUUUAACUUCUUGCCUUGUCGCUCUUUCUAUCCUGCCUGCCCUGGUGGUGGGUCAAUUGUCAGGCUCUGUUGGGCCUCUAACUUCACAUGCAACCAAGACAGCAAAGAAAACUUGCAACGUCCUCAACUACGGCGCAGUAGCUGACAAAACUACCGACCUCGGACCCCCUCUCGCCUCCGCAUGGGCUGCCUGCAAGACAGGCGGCACCGUCGUCAUCCCAUCCGGCGACUAUGCCCUCUCGACGUGGGUAACAUUGAACGGUGGUUCAGCAUGGGCGUUGCAGCUCGACGGCAUCAUCUACCGCACCGGUACCGCAGGCGGCAACAUGAUCUUCAUCAGGAACACGGACGACUUCGAGCUUUUUAGCAGCACCUCUAAGGGCGCUAUACAGGGAUUUGGUUACGAGUUCCAUAAGGAUAAGCUUUAUGGGGCUCGCAUCUUGAGACUGUAUAAAAUCACGGACUUCUCGGUGCAUGAUGUUGCGCUCGUCGACGCACCAGCAUUCCAUUUCUCCUUAGAUACGUGUACGAAUGGGGAGGUGUACAAUAUGGCUAUUCGUGGAGGCAAUGAGGGCGGCCUUGACGGGAUCGAUGUGUGGAGCAACAAUAUCUGGAUACACGACGUCAUGGUAACCAACAAGGACGAGUGUGUGACCGUCAAGAGUCCCUCAAAGAAUAUCCUUAUCGAGAACAUCUACUGCAAUUGGAGUGGAGGUUGUGCAUUGGGCUCACUCGGCGCCGACACCGCCAUCUCCGACGUAACCUACAAGAACGUCUACACGUGGUCCAGCAACCAAAUGAUGAUGAUCAAAAGCAACGGCGGAAGUGGGAGUGUCUCAAACGUAGUCUUCGAAAACUUCAUCGGCCACGGCAACGCCUACUCGCUAGACAUUGAUCAAUACUGGGCUAGCAUGAGUGCUGUGGCUGGAGAUGGUGUCCAGCUUUCGGAUGUCACAUUCAAGAACUGGAAAGGGACUUGCGCGUCUGGCACUUCGCGAGGCCCCAUCAAAGUCAUCUGCGCCGACGGCGCCCCCUGCAGCGGCGUCACCAUCAGCGACUUCGCCAUGUGGACCGAGUCUGGGUCAAAGGAAUGGUACUCUUGCCGCAGCGCGUUCGGCUCCGGAGGCUGUCUGCGGUCCGGCUCUUCACACACUUCGUAUUCUGUCAGCACAACGACUUUGAGCGCGGCGCCGAGCGGGUACUCGGCUGCGUCGAUGAAGGAAAACCUGCAGACGGCGUUUGGGACUACGGCGAGCAUUCCGAUUCCUACCAUCCCGACGAGCUUCUAUCCGGGCGCGACGCCGUAUAGUAAGUUGGCGGGUGCUUGAGGUGAAAACAUGUUAUGAAUGCGGUACAGCCUGAUUCUUGUGCGUACUUCAUCUUGUUUUCUUAGGAUGAUUACUCUCAUUGACAGAGACUUCGCCAUCUGCACAAGAAUGGCCUUUGAGCAUGUCGUACUUACGAUGGCCUUCCUGACUUCCUUUCUUGUUUAUCUUUACUUCGCGUAAAUAUUUUAGUGUCGCUGAUAUAUCUUUUCGGUCCGAU